Aedes aegypti (yellow fever mosquito) is the source of this 3764-nucleotide messenger RNA. Its product is annotated as alpha-N-acetylgalactosaminidase. Gene Ontology annotation, biological process: glycoside catabolic process; glycosylceramide catabolic process; oligosaccharide metabolic process. The transcript has 8 exons. The record is from RefSeq and is a predicted model, not a curated record. Gene Ontology annotation, cellular component: cytoplasm. Lineage: Eukaryota; Metazoa; Arthropoda; Insecta; Diptera; Culicidae. Bases 434 to 1825 code for a protein of 463 amino acids. Gene Ontology annotation, molecular function: alpha-galactosidase activity.
GACCAAGCCGUCCGUCAAGUCUCGCGCUGACUCCCGAGCCAGCCACACGUGUUUCCCUCUUGGUGCUGCCCUAAGCCAAUACUUUUCGUCGUCCAACUAUUAUUUGGUGACUAUUCGUUUCCCAGAGUUGGUGAAGUAGUUUUCGAUCUGAACUGUUCGAUAUCGGUCGUAGAUUCUCCGUUCGCAGUGCUCUACUAGUACUUUUCACCAUCUGUUGUGUAUAGGAAGAAGUGAAUAAGCGUGAAGAAACAUAAAGCUCAAGUGUGCAAAAGGAUACUAAUCAAGCAGGACAGGAAGCAGAACGUCAUCACCGUCGAGUUUUGGAUCAGAAAAAAGUCGAGAGGUUAUUGACUUUGAGAACACGAGAAUUUGGCCGCUUCCAAAAACACUCAAACAGAACCACAAUCUCCCUUCAGUCUCACACAAACUGAAGAUGAUUCUGAAACGGCAAUCGAAAGGUGGGACGAAGCAGCAGUGUUCUUCGCGAAAUAGCAACAGCAGCAGUACCUCACCCCUGCAGACGAUUUGCGUUUUCCAAACUGUGAUAGUAUCGUUAGUGCUUGCCGUGUUCCUGCUGCCGGCGGAAAUUUCCAGCCUCGAGAAUGGCCUCGCCAGGACGCCACCAAUGGGUUGGCUAUCGUGGGAGCGGUUCCGUUGUAAUACUGAUUGCGAGGGAGAUCCGGAGAAUUGUAUCAGUGAAAACCUAUUCCGCACGAUGGCCGACCUGGUGGUGAGUGAAGGCUACGCCGCCCUCGGCUACGAAUACAUCAACGUCGACGAUUGCUGGCUGGAAAAGUCGCGUGGACCUCGCGGAGAGCUGGUGGCCGAUCGACGCCGGUUCCCGAGUGGCAUGAAGGCCCUCGCCGAUUACGUGCACGCCAAGGGGCUCAAGUUUGGCAUUUACGAGGACUACGGUAACUACACGUGUGCCGGAUACCCCGGUAUUCUGGGCUUCUCGCAGAACGAUGCCGCCCAGUUCGCUUCCUGGGAUGUGGAUUACGUCAAGUUGGAUGGGUGUUACUCGCUCCCGAUCGAUAUGGACCACGGUUAUCCGGAGUUUGGACGGCACCUGAAUGCCACCGGACGCGCGAUGGUGUACUCCUGCAGUUGGCCCGUGUAUCAGAUCUACGCCGGAAUGAACCCAAACUACUCGUCCAUCAUCCAACACUGUAAUUUGUGGAGAAACUACGACGACAUCCAGGAUUCGUGGGCUUCGCUGGAGAGCAUCAUCGACUACUAUGGAAACAAUCAGGAUGCGAUUAUCCCGAAUGCAGGUCCCGGACACUGGAACGAUCCUGAUAUGUUGAUCAUCGGCAACUUCGGUCUGAGCUACGAACAAUCGAAGACACAAAUGGCACUGUGGGCCAUCAUGGCUGCCCCUCUGAUGAUGUCGGUGGAUUUGCGAACGAUUCGACCGGAGUUCAAGGCGAUCUUGCAGAACAAGAAGAUCAUUGCCGUUGAUCAGGAUCCUCUCGGAAUCCAGGGCAGGAGGAUAUACAAGCACAAGGGCAUCGAAAUCUGGUCCCGUCCGAUCACACCGAUCUACCAAACGUUCUACUCGUACGCCAUCGCCUUCGUAAACCGAAGAACCGACGGAACUCCCUCGGAUGUGGCCGUCACCCUGCGUGAGCUGGGUCUGAUCUCCCCCACCGGAUACAGGGUUGAGGACCUGUACGAGGAAGUCGACUACGGAAUACUGAGCCCCCAGACCAAGAUCAAGGUAAAGGUCAACCCAUCGGGUGUUGUGAUUCUGCGCGCUGACGUUCAACCGGAACGGUUCUCCAAGAGACCGUACAACCCGAUCUUCUACCGUUAUCCCAACUAAGGCUAGUAGGUGUACCAUUUUCCAGAAGAGCCAGCCGUGUGAUCCCACAUACGAUUAAGAAAUGUGAAGAAGAAACAACUCUACAACCUAGCACCUAAGUCUGAUUUAGAGCCGAUAACGAACUCAGUACUGUGCAAGUCUUAGUAUAUGGGAGAAACUCUCUAUGACGCAACAUAAUAUGGCGUGACGUAUUAUAAGGUUAUGUGUUUCAACAACUACAGUUACAAGUAUCAUUUAUUCUACAGUCGACUCUCCACAUCUCGAUGUUCUACAUCUCGAUAUCUCUCCCUAUGUCGAUGAUUUUUUCGGUCCCUUCAAUCUGCAUACAUUUUCACUCUCCAUAUCUCGAUAUCCUCCUUAUCUCGAUAUCUCCCUAUCUCGAUGUGAUUUUCGUUCUCAAUUUUCUCUCCAUAUGUCAAUAUGCCCAUUAUCAAAGGCUACUAGACUAGAUUUUAGAGAUUCAAAACAAUUUGAGAAGACGAAAUGACAUCUGUUUGUUUUUGAUUUUCCUGGCAACGGAGUGAUUUUCAAUCUAGUAUCCGUUAAAAAUUUGUUCUAUGUCUCGAUCUCUCCCUAUCUCGAUGGUCCCUUCGAUAUCGUGAUGUGGAGAGGCGACUGUAUUUUCAAAGGUAGCCUGACAACAUUUAUGGUUUUGUUAUGGUUUAAUGAUUUAUUUCUGCAUUUAAAUAAAUCUUCUAUAAAACUAUGACAAAAUCAGAAGCGUGACUUGAGUAAUGGCUGUAAACACCAAUGUUAUUUCGAAAAGUAACAAUAUUAUUAUAACUAUAAUCAAUAAACAAUUAAAUAUAUAGCAAAAACCUUAGGCUUCAAAAGAGUUGAAUCGAAUAAAUUGUGAAGGAUUUAUAAUUUAAUUAAAAACGUACACCCAACUUUGAGUUAAAAAUAACUCAACCAGAUCAACGAGACACAUAACCUUAAGCUAAUUCACAGUCGUCUGAUCAACCUGAUAUGACAUACUUUGAAUGGAACCAUUACAAUACAAAAGCAGUUCGUGUGUAGAUAGCAGCGAUGUUAGAUGCAAUUUGUAUAUCUAAAUUGAAGCAAUUGUACAAAUGAUGAUUACCGGCUCGUUUUAGAGAGGGGCCUCUUUGCCGAUUCGUCUUUCUCCGAAUCUGCACGACACGCAAAAAAAAGAAGAUAAGGGAUAAUCUCAGCCAGCAGGGAAAACAAAAGAAGCAAAAAAAACAAUACGUCGGAGAGCACCCAUCAGGAGAGAUAAUGAUAAUGUGCCAGCUUUGCCAGAAUAUGCAAUGAAUUCCCUAUGGAAUAGAAUUUCUGGGUGUGUUUGGUGGGAUGGGGUGAUACCUCUGGAAGGUGUUGCUCCAUAAGGAAUUCAUUGGUAUGGUGAUAUUUAUUAUACAAAAAAAAACCAACGCAGAUUCGUAUCUGUAAAAUUUCACUUUGUAAUUUGCACGCAAGCCCCCACAAUAGGCAGGGAAUGGAGAUAAUGAAGAUAGAGCAAUAACCACACAACUGAUAGACAGAAUUAAUUAGUUUUAAAAUUCUCAAUCUACCAACUCGCCAAAACAACUUGAUCAAAAGCAGAUCUUUCCAACCUUAGUCUAAGCUCACAUAAACAAAAAUGGAUGAAUAAGAACAUGGAAACACUUUGAGACACAUUAUUGCAUUGAUUUCGAUGUUCAUAGUGGAACUUGAUGUGUAUCGGUGGAAGCCCAAAAGCACUAGAAGUGGUUUGAACCAAACUGCGGAAUAGUGACUGAAAAUUUAAAAACAAAAUCUGAUCUGCUUCGGAAGUCCCACUAGUAGACCUGACAAAAAUUAAAACUUCAAAACAAUUUGAAAAACAUAAGCAACAAAGUGAGCAUUCCCAAAUCAGGUCUGCCCUGUUUAUGUAAUUUAUUUUUAUCCUAGUAUGUAAGUGAUAUGAAAUUAAAUAAAAAGUGGUAGUGAAAAGCGA